This is a messenger RNA of Brachypodium distachyon (stiff brome), 775 nucleotides long. RefSeq names its product cell number regulator 11. The coding region runs from base 69 to 482 and encodes 137 amino acids. Lineage: Eukaryota; Viridiplantae; Streptophyta; Magnoliopsida; Poales; Poaceae. The record is from RefSeq and is a predicted model, not a curated record. The transcript has 4 exons.
UACUAACACACCAUCUAUUCCCAUACUCCAUUGAUCACAAAUUCAGAGACUACCAACUAACUAGCACCAUGGUUGGGGAGUGGUCAGUUGGGCUUUUCGACUGCUUUGGUGAUUUUGGCACCUGUUGCUUAACUUUCUGGUGCCCCUGCGUUACCUUUGGUCGCAUUGCCGAGAUUGUGGACAAAGGCUCCACAUCAUGUUGCAUGAACGGGACCCUGUAUGUUUGCUUAGGAACCAUAGGCUUCCAUUGGUUGUACUCUUGUACCAAGCGCUCCGCAAUGCGGUCACAAUACAAUCUGCAAGAGUCACCCUGCAUGGACUGCUGUGUGCACUUAUGCUGUGAGAGUUGCGCUCUAUGCCAAGAGUAUAAGGAGCUGGAAACUCGUGGCUUCAACAUGGCCAAAGGAUGGGAAGGAAGCAACAAGAUGGUGGGGUGUGUGCAAGGCAUGAAAGCACCAGGAAAGCAAGGGAUGUGCUUCUAGAAUAUGCAUAAUUCCAUAAUUUGAUGGUUUAUGAUGAGGACAUAACUCCCCUAAAUGGCUUUCUGUUCAUUUUCAUCUCGCAAUGUUCUCCAACAUCCAAAAGUAAAGUAAAGCCCGGCUUAUAUGCCUUGCCCUGUUUGGUAAUCUAGUUGAUAAAUCUCCUUUUAUGUAUCAUUGGGUUUUGUUUAAUUUUAUUUACUUCUGUUUAUGUUCUAACAUAGGCAGCAUAUACUAUGUGCUUCGUCAUUUUACAGGUAUUAAACGGUGGUAAAUUGUACUGAAAUUUAGGGACC